AUGGAGGCCGCUAUUCGCAAGUACAAGACAUUAAACUUCCCAAUAUACCUCUUCUCACUUAAACACCUACACUAUCCCUCAAAUAACACUUUCACCCUAAAAUCAAAACAAAGCCUCUCUCUCUUCUUCUAUGCGUUCGUGUCUCUCUUCCUCCAUAGCCACCGCCCCAAAGCAGGAGCUGGCACUGUCGCACCACCGUCGCCGGUCCACCGCCCCAAACACGAUUCUCCCACAUCAAGGUUAUCAUGCGUCCAUUGCGUCGAGGCCAAGGCCAGGGUCAGGGUCGGGGCUGGGUCAAGGGCCAGGCCGAAGUGUAUCCACAGCCACAGGAAGAGGAAGAUGUUGUCUUUGAGAACAUACCUGAGGGUAGAGCUUGAGUUUAUGAUGUUAGAUAAUCAUUGGUUGUAUAUUUUGGUUGGCGAACAACAUACAUUUUAUUUGUGGAUGUUUAUGAAUGUUGGAUAUUUGAUAUCUAGAAAUGUUGGCUAUGAUGUUCGACAUAUUUUGUUUGGUUUAUGAUGUAAAUUGCGGUUGCACGUGUUU
This is a messenger RNA of Rhododendron vialii, 543 nucleotides long. RefSeq lists its product as uncharacterized. Lineage: Eukaryota; Viridiplantae; Streptophyta; Magnoliopsida; Ericales; Ericaceae. The transcript has 3 exons. Bases 1 to 519 code for a protein of 172 amino acids. The record is from RefSeq and is a predicted model, not a curated record.